AUAAAUCACAGGGAUAUUUUAAAGUGUAAUUAGAAGCCACAAACGAGCUCAAUGUACACUGGUGGGGUCCACAGGGACCACCGAUGUCUCUCUCUCUAUGGACAACCUUACGUACGUGGGGUCCAUCAGUUAUCAACACUCGCCGUGCGGUUACCGUGACCGCAUUGACCGUAACCCGAAUCAGGCUUCGGUCAAAUCCCAGCUUUUCACAGUGCAGGGUAAAAAGGUUGAUCACGUGACUGGAUGCAUCAACUGAUUCAAUUUUUACGCUGUUAGCUAGCAUGAGUCCCGGAUCCUUCUCCCUUCCCUCUUCCCCUCGCUAAAAAUUCGAAACUUUUGUCCUCUCCUUGAAACGCUCCAACGAAACCCUAAACCGCCAUUAGAGCUCCUCGGAGCUCUCGACGCGCUCGAGAACCAAGGCCUCCGGAGACGGCAUCGCGAUAAAGAUAAGUUAUUUCCUCUAGUUCUCGGUUCUUUCUAGGGUUUCCCGCUCUUAACGCCGUUUUUCGAAGAAACUAGGGUUUUGGUUUUGUUUGGAUAAGCUCGCCCUUUUCAUUUAGCUUAGAGACUUAGGGCUUUGAGAAGAAAGGGAUAGAUUAGGUCCUUGGGCCGAGGAAAGAACCUAGAAAACCUAGUAUAUACUCUGAAGCGAGACAAGUUGUGGUCAGAAUGAGUGAGCCAAGGGAAAGUGAUGGAUCCCCGAAAGAAAUGGCGGAGCAUUCAGACGAAGAGAAUGAGCAAAUGGAAGAAGAGACCCCAUCUGUGAUAAGUGAUCCUUUACAAUAUCAGAACGCUCAUUUGCAUGAAGAGGGUAAAUUAAACAGCAAUGGCUCUGUACUUGUAGAAACACCAGUGGAGCAUAAUCCAACAGAAAAUGCUGCUGAUAGUGCUCGAUUACCGGAAGAAUCGCAAAAGGACACCGAAAUUCCUCUUCCUGAUGGGAAGGAUGCCGGGGAAGGGAACAAGUUAAAUGAAGAAAAAUUAGACGAUGGGAACAAAUUAGUAGAGGCGGAGGUGGAGGUGGAGGCGGAUGCGGAUGCGAAAGAACUUCAUUCUGAAGAGAAUGGGCUUGAUCAGACCCCAUUGAAAGAGGAAAAGAAUGAAAAACUUGCUGAGGAAAAAGAGACUCGUGAGGAUUACCCUGAACCUGAACAUACAGAGGCCCCAGCGGAGUCUUUUAAAUUUGACCCAUUUCUUGAGGGAGAUGAUGAUGGGUCAGAGGCGCUACAGGCUGCUUUUAUGGUAGAGCUAGAGAAUUUCCAUAAAGAAAAUAGCUUGGAGUUCAAGCCCCCAAAGUUCUAUGGUGAAGCACUGAAUUGCCUUAAAUUGUGGAGAGCAGUUACAAGAUUGGGUGGUUAUGAUCAGGUAACAGCCUGCAAGUUAUGGCGUCAAGUGGGAGAAUCUUUCAAACCACCAAAGACUUGCACUACGGUCUCUUGGUCAUUUCGAUGUUUCUAUGAAAAGGCACUCCUUGAGUAUGAAAAGCAUAAAAUUCGUACCGGUGAGCUCCAUGUUCCAUUGCUAGCUCUUUCCGGGCCUAUGGCAGUUGACAGUCCAAUUAGUGCAAAUACAGUAUCCGUCUCUGGCAGAGCCAAAAGGGGCGCUGCUGAACGAGCCAUGCAGGGUUGGCACUCUCAAAGGUUUUUUAGUAAUGGUGAAGUUGGCGAUGCAAUCAUCAAGGACAAGACAUCCGUUUCACUUCUGAAGCGUGAUAAACAUCAUAAAAACAUUGGUGCUCUGAAGAAGAAAAAAGGAUCAAGCCUGGAACAUGCAGUUAAAGUUUCUCAUAAGAAACUUCUCAAGAAUCAAGUGGAUGCGAUGGUUGUUGAUGUUGGGCAACCUGCUGACUGGGUAAAAAUAAAUGUUAAAAGAACUAAAGAUUGCUUUGAAGUUUAUGCUUUAGUUCCUGGGCUUCUGCGUGAAGAGGUUCAUGUUCAAUCAGAUCCAGCAGGCCGCUUGAUAAUAUCUGGUGAACCGGAGCAGCCCGACAAUCCGUGGGGUGUUACUCCUUUUAAAAAGGUUGUUACCUUGCCCUCACGGAUUGACCCGCAUCAGACAUCAGCAGUAGUUACUCUUCAUGGUCAGCUGUUUGUACGUGCACCCUUCGAACAGCCUGAUCUAUAGCACUCUAGGAAUUUAGGACCUAUAUAAUGUUGAUAGGAGCACAGAAGCCAGUGUAUUCUGCUGCAGGUGUAUGUUAACUAAUCAGACUCUGGAGGUGGCUUUGUUGCGCUAUGGGUUCGUGCAAAAGCUUGUUCUCUCUUUAUGUCUGGAAGCUAGCGCUUGAUUCGUGCUUCUUGUGUCAUUAUCAGGACUUCUUUUUCUUAGUUAGGCUGAUAAAGAAAUCUUCUUGUGGACAGCUGAUGAUCAGUAGCCUUGUAAAAAUGUAGCAGUGACAUUCAUAUUUGAGGAUGUUGUUAUCUCAUUAUGACAAGGUGUUAGAUAGUUUCAUAUCUAAUUUCAGGUGAAUACUGAUGUAUCUGGGCUUGCUUGUUACGCUGCCUUCGGUGCUUUUGAAUUUUAGUUUGAUACUAGUUGCGAAGUGCUUGCUGUUGAAGUAUAUGAAAUCGCCGUCUCUUGUUUAAAUGACAGCCGUCGUUGUUCCA
Messenger RNA from Asparagus officinalis (garden asparagus), 2606 nucleotides. Its product is annotated as AT-rich interactive domain-containing protein 5-like. Gene Ontology annotation, cellular component: nucleus. The record is from RefSeq and is a predicted model, not a curated record. NCBI's taxonomy places the organism in Eukaryota, Viridiplantae, Streptophyta, Magnoliopsida, Asparagales, Asparagaceae. Gene Ontology annotation, molecular function: DNA binding. Gene Ontology annotation, biological process: regulation of transcription by RNA polymerase II. Bases 670 to 2124 code for a protein of 484 amino acids. The transcript is spliced from 13 exons.